CUCUGAUAAGACCCCUCCCCCUCCCUAAUAUCUGGACAUUUUGGCUUUAGCUGAAGUUUCUCUGAUGAGAUUCUGUAACCAGACAAUGAAAUCUGAGCUCCUCUGCCGCCAUCUACUGGUCAUAUAUCAGAUAACAUUCUGUAUGUAUGGAUUCUGCACAGUCCCACUUCUCCUGUCCCGGAUGCCGGGUGUCAUUCUCGAUAUCUCCUCUCAUUCUGUAUGUAUGGACUCUGCACAGUCCCACUUCUCCUGUCCUGGAUGCCGGGUGUCAUUUCUCGGUAUCUGUCCCCAUUCUGUAUGUAUGGACUCUGCACAGUCCCACUUCUCCUGUCCCGGAUGCCGGGUGUCAUUCUCGGUAUCUGUCCCCAUUCUGUAUGUAUGGCCUCUGCACAGUCCCACUUCUCCUGUCCUGGAUGCCGGGUGUCAUUCUCGGUAUCUGUCCCCAUUCUGUAUGUAUGGACUCUGCACAGUCCCACUUCUCCUGUCCUGGAUGCCGGGUGUCAUUCUCGGUAUCUGUCCCCAUUCUGUAUGUAUGGACUCUGCACAGUCCCACUUCUCCUGUCCCGGAUGCCGGGUGUCAUUCUCGGUAUCUGUCCCCAUUCUGUAUGUAUGGACUCUGCACAGUCCCACUUCUCCUGUCCUGGAUGCCGGGUGUCAUUCUCGGUAUCUGUCCCUAUUCUGUAUGUAUGGACUCUGCACAGUCCCACUUCUCCUGUCCCGGAUGCCGGGUGUCAUUCUCGGUAUCUGUCCCCAUUCUGUAUGUAUGGACUCUGCACAGUCCCACUUCUCCUGUCCU
This is a messenger RNA of Staurois parvus, 796 nucleotides long. Lineage: Eukaryota; Metazoa; Chordata; Amphibia; Anura; Ranidae. The record is from the annotation of a GenBank genome assembly.